Molecule: messenger RNA, 2667 nt
Organism: Nannospalax galili (Upper Galilee mountains blind mole rat)
Lineage: Eukaryota; Metazoa; Chordata; Mammalia; Rodentia; Spalacidae
Gene: Naa60
Product: N(alpha)-acetyltransferase 60, NatF catalytic subunit
Exons: 8
Coding region: 375-1103 (242 amino acids)
Biological process (GO): N-terminal peptidyl-methionine acetylation
Cellular component (GO): Golgi membrane
Molecular function (GO): protein-N-terminal amino-acid acetyltransferase activity; histone acetyltransferase activity
Source: RefSeq, a predicted model, not a curated record
CAUGAGAGACCUGGUGAUUCGGAAAAGGAAAGCAGGAAGAGUCCGGACUCAGAAGAGAGCCGGUAACGGAAUGUGUGAACGCCCGGACCCUGUGGCCGGCUGGGGUACUUGAACGCAAAGGAUAAGCUAUGUGCGUUUCUCAACACGAAUUCCCUGGUAACAAGAUUUGAGUUACUUUUGGAUAUAGCACUCUCUCAUCCGGGUCCUGGAGACCACUUGCCCACUUUACAGUGACAGCCCAGAACCUCUCCUCUCCCGGACUAAAGGACAGCAAAAGAAGACGUUCUCCUUUGUCACGAGUGACCGCAGAGGACGCAGGGGGUCGCUCCGCGGAUGACUACCAUGUGGCGCCUUCCGAGCUGGCGAAGGUGUGAAUGACAGAGGUGGUACCUUCCAGUGCCCUCAGCGAGGUCAGCCUGCGUCUCCUCUGCCACAAUGACAUAGAUACUGUGAAGCACCUGUGCAGUGACUGGUUCCCCAUCGAGUACCCUGACUCAUGGUAUCGUGAUAUCACAUCGAACAAGAAGUUCUUCUCCCUUGCUGCAACCUACAGGGGCGCCAUCGUGGGAAUGAUAGUAGCUGAAAUUAAGAGUAGGACCAAAAUACAUAAAGAGGACGGAGAUAUUCUAGCCUCCAGCUUCUCUGUGGAUACACAAGUUGCAUACAUUCUAAGUCUGGGAGUGGUCAAAGAGUUCAGAAAACACGGCAUAGGUUCCCUUUUACUAGAAAGUUUAAAAGAUCACAUUUCAACCACCGCCCAGGACCACUGCAAAGCCAUCUACCUGCAUGUCCUCACCACCAACAAUACAGCAAUAAACUUCUAUGAAAACAGAGACUUUAGGCAGCAUCACUAUCUGCCCUAUUACUACUCCAUCCGAGGGGUCCUCAAAGAUGGCUUCACCUAUGUCCUCUAUAUCAAUGGCGGCCACCCUCCCUGGACCAUCUUAGACUACAUCCAGCAUCUGGGCUCAGCUCUAGCCAACCUGAGUCCCUGCUCGAUCCCACACAGAAUCUACCGCCAGGCCCACAGCCUGCUCUGCAGCUUUCUGCCAUGGUCCAGCAUCUCCACCAAAGGUGGCAUCGAGUAUAGCCGUACCAUGUGAUGUAAUUGGGGCGGCCUCCACCAGACCUCUGCUCUUGGCACCUUGUGGAGUCCACCUUCCUGUCUGACCUCUGCUGUCUUCUGCAAGAAGCUGGUGAUCACCUACCAGCCCACUGGCCUACCCUAGCUGCAGGCCUGGUGCUAUGUUGGCUCAGGAACAGAAUGUGUACCUGGUCUCCAACAGGCUCCCCAGUUUUCGUUCCUGCUUCUGGAAACCUCUCCCUCCACCUGGUGCCCUGGUCCUGCCUCCAUGCACUGACACCAUCCCAAUGGCCUGGCAGAUGUGGCUACUUUCAUUGGGAAGGGGCAUCCCUUGCCAGGCCUCUCCUCUGCUUCCUGCUCCUUCAGUUCCUUCCUGCAAAAUGAACUGAAAUUUCUGCGGUGAAGGAGAAACAGUGUUGUGGAUACCCUUGACCCUGAAGACACAAGAACCUUAGAAUAAAGGGGCAUGGUAAAGGGAAUGGCAGAUUCUUGUCUAGGACCACCCUAAAGAAGCCUGGAGGUGGAAGCAGCUCCUACUCCUCCUGAAAGGCUAGAGUGUUGGACAGAAAGUGUGGGCCUGGCCCUUCUGGAGAGCAUAGAGCUCCAGGGCUCAGCCCUUACCACAGACAAUUAGAUGGGAACUUCCCAUUCCCUGUUCCUCAAUGGCCUCCUGCUACCCCUUUCUUGCUAUUCUGAGGGAUCGCCCUGCCUGUUGGUUCCUGGAAUGCUCUAUACAGCCAACUUGCACUGGGAGCUGGGACAGGUCGUCAUGUGGCUUCCUGGGUUUCCCCCUCAGCCAGUCCUCCAGAACUGAAGCUUCAAGGCCUGGCCUGAUGCAGAUAAGAGGCUGAGCUCCACAUUGUGCAUCUCUGCUGCUGUGGACCCAUAGGACCUGACUUUGGGAGCAGAGGGCAGUUUCGGCCUCUGAGGUAUAGGCUGUAUCAGCACCUUGAAUUGUGCUUGAAGCAUAUGUCACAAGCUCCCAGCCUCCUUUCCCCUGUGCCCCAAGUAUUUGCUGUCAGAGUCCUGCCCAGCAUUACUGCAGUGUCACAGGAGCCUUUGCAGGGCAUCCUCACAGCCACUCGCUAUGCCUGCCUGAGGAGGAACAGCUCUCUGGACAGGCCUCAUUACUGAGUGCUUCCCUCCCUCAGCAUCUCCUGGCUUAGGGCUCUUAGGUGCUUUAGCCAGCCCCAAGGCUGCGUGGCCCCACAAAGGAAGUCUUUAUAGGGCAGGCAGGCAGGCUCACACAGGAAAAACUUCUCCCUUCCUUAAGAGCUGGCCAGCAGCUGACCGUGUCCUGCUAGCCCAUGUCCUACUGACUUCUUUUGGCUGUGUGCUGAGGCCCCAUGCCCUCUCCCCUUUCAGUCAGCAGUGAUCAUGUGAUUUUCAUUUCUGCCCUGUGUGGUCAAGGGAAGACUCUUGCAGAAGGUUCUGCCUUGGGCAUUGGUGAUCCAGCUUAGAGGCCUGGCCCUGCUUUUUCCUUUCUCCUGUUCUCUAAUCACUGCAGUGUCCAGCCUAGUGUUGAACAAAUUGUAGUGUGUUGUCUCAUUACAAAUAAAUAAAUAGACUUUUAACUAGUUUCA